Molecule: messenger RNA, 8925 nt
Organism: Lineus longissimus
Lineage: Eukaryota; Metazoa; Nemertea; Pilidiophora; Heteronemertea; Lineidae
Product: potassium voltage-gated channel subfamily H member 1-like
Exons: 10
Coding region: 484-3651 (1055 amino acids)
Biological process (GO): potassium ion transmembrane transport; regulation of membrane potential
Cellular component (GO): plasma membrane
Molecular function (GO): voltage-gated potassium channel activity
Source: RefSeq, a predicted model, not a curated record
CUAAAAACCUAUUCUCAUCCAACACAAAUAUUCACCUUGUAGAUAUAGACCCCUUCAAUGUUUAUAAGACUCACCUUUUAGGGGCGCCUUUAGCAUGAUAGAUGGUUCGAGAGACAUUCAAGGCCCCGUGACGCAUUUAAUUUAAGGUGAAAGCGGUCAUUGAUAUGGCAAUAAUAAACCGCGGCGUACUCAAUAUACUCAACGAGUCAUGAACUUUUAACUCAGUUGAAACGUUACGCUACAUUUCCCAUCGGUGGUUUCCAUAUCCGAGGUAUUCCGGGGUAUUUUUCGGAGGUCAGUAGGUUUGAAAUAUCUGGCUUCGUUUUGGUCAGUGCUACAAUCAUUUCAUGAUUUGAUUGUCACUUUCCUUUUAUCUUUACAGAUAGCUGCUUCGUCCUCUCCAAUGCCCGCAUCGUGGACUACCCAAUCGUCUACUGCAAUGAUGGCUUCAGUAAGUUGUCGGGCUACAACCGCGCCGAGGUCAUGCAGAAGAGUAGCACGUGUAGCUUCAUGUACGGUGAGCUCUCAGACCAGGAGACGGUCACCAAGAUCGAGGCUGCUUUCGAGAAUCAAGAGCAAGAACAGUUGGAAAUAUUAUUAUACAAGAAAAACCGGACACCACUGUGGCUGUUACUCCAUAUAGCGCCAAUCAAAAACGAAAAGGAUGCCGUCGUCCUUUUCCUAUGCACGUUCAAAGACAUCACCGCACUGAAACAGCCAAUCGAGGAUGAUGGUGGAAAGGAUAACGGACCCCAACCCGGUAAUGCAGGGCUCAGUAAAUUCGCGCGCUUGGCUCGGUCAGUUACCAGGAACCGCUCUGUGCUGCUACAGUUCUCGUCAAACGUGCCAAAUACGAAGGUGGACAACACGAAGUUGUCACAGAUUGCAAAUUUGAUGAGUUUAAAUUCUGAGAUUCUUCCACAGUAUCGUCUCGAGGCCCCCAAGACUCCGCCGCACAUUAUUCUCCAUUAUUGCGCCUUUAAGGCCGCUUGGGACUGGAUGAUCCUCGCCCUGACAUUCUACACGGCCGUCAUGGUCCCUUUAAACGUUGCAUUCAAAAACAAAACUAUGGAUACCGUGCCAUUAAUUGUUAUAGACAGUAUUGUCGACGUGAUCUUCUUCAUUGAUAUCAUCCUCAACUUCCAUACCACUUUCGUGGGACCCGAUGGAGAAGUGGUAUCGGACCCGAAAGUGAUCCGCAUGAAUUAUUUGAAGAGCUGGUUUGUGAUUGAUCUCCUGUCGUGCCUCCCAUAUGACGUCUUCAAUGCUUUUCAACACUUGAAUGAAGGCAUCAGUAGCCUGUUCAGUGCACUGAAAGUCGUACGCCUCCUUCGGUUGGGGAGAGUCGUGCGAAAGCUUGACCACUACCUGGAGUACGUGGCUGCUGUACUUGUCCUUCUAAUCUGCCUCUUCGUCCUGGUUGCUCACUGGUUCGCCUGUAUCUGGUACACGAUCGGCCACUCAGAUAUAUACGAUAAAAAGGUCAGGUAUGGCUGGCUGCAAGUCCUCGCGAAUGACACUAUGACACAUUUGAACACAUCAGACAACGAGGAGACUGGCAUCUCUAAAGGCAUGGCGUAUGUGACGGCAAUGUACUUCACCCUGUCGUGUAUGACCAGUGUAGGGUUUGGCAACGUGGCGGCAAACACUGAAGGCGAGAAGGUCUUCACUAUCGUUCUGAUGAUCGUCGGAUCUCUGUUGUAUGCCACUAUUUUUGGUAACGUAGCGACAAUCUUCCAACAGCUUUACUCCACUACGGCGAGAUAUCACGAGAUGUUAAACAAUGUUCGAGAUUUUAUGAAGUUACAUGACGUGCCCAAGUCGUUGAGCGAACGAGUGAUGGAUUAUAUUGUGUCGACGUGGGCCAUUACAAAAGGCAUCGAUACUUCAAAGGUCCUACAUUAUUGUCCAAAGGACAUGAAGGCAGAUAUAUGUGUCCAUCUCAAUCGUAAAGUGUUUAACGAGCAUCCCGCAUUCCGUCUAGCCAGCGAUGGCUGUUUGCGCUCCUUAGCCAUGCACUUCAGUAUGAGCCACAGCGCGCCCGGUGACCUGCUGUUCCACCAGGGAGAGAGUCUGGACUCCCUCUGCUUCAUCGUGUCAGGGUCACUGGAAGUUAUACAAGAUGAUGAGGUGGUGGCCAUUUUAAGUAAAGGCGAUGUCUUCGGUGAUAACUUUUGGAAGGAACAAUCGAUUGGUCAGUCCACAGCCAAUGUGAGAGCGUUGACGUACUGUGAUCUUCACAUCAUUAAGCGAGACCGCCUCUUAGAAGUGCUUGACUUCUACCAUGCUUUUGCCAACUCAUUCGCCAGGAACCUUGUACUUACCUACAACCUCAGACACCGGCUUAUUUUCCGGAAGGUCGCCGAUGUCAAAAGAGAAAAAGAGCUUGCUGAAAAACGCAAAAAUGACCCACCAUUGGAUUUGUCAAGUGAUCACCCGGUUAGGAAACUCAUAUCGAAAUUUCGAAAAAUAAGUGACGCUAAAGUGUUACAGGGGGGCGGUGAUUCUGGUGGGGGUAGCACCCAUGACGUUGAGAAGGGGGAACACACCCCGAACAAUGCUCAUCCGAAUAACAUUGAGGAACGUCCUCGGAGUGCCACGCGUGUGAUAAACGUGACAGAGAAUGCGACGAAUGCGGCGCCGCCUAAACCUGCAGCUAGUAAAUGGGGGAGAUUCCUCGGUGGCGGGGGCGGGGGCGCGGCUGGGGGUGGAGGAGGGAAAAAUACCAACGAGACCCAGGGGAAGCCGGAGAUUGCUGCAAAGCCUGAUUUAGGCACCCCGCGACCGCCCCCGAAACCACUGUCAAAGUGGGGCAGAGUGAUGGGCAAUAAUCGUCAAGAGACGAUACAAGAAUCGACCGAGGAGGACGAACCGAAGUCGAAUUUACGUAAGGCGAAUUCCUCGGAUAGUGGUAUUACGCAAAGUGACCAGAAGUUGGAUCAAAUGGAGGAUGUACAUUUACACAAUCGGAAUAUCGAUCCGUCCAAGAGAGGAGAGAGUGGAAACUCAGGAAGCAGUGGAAGUUCCACCAUAUCAAACGCCGACCGCGAUCAGUUGUUAACAUCAUUGGUUGAUAUCAAGUUAGAAAUAAAAGAGGAGAUUGAAGUCCUUAACCACAAAAUGACGCGGAUUGAUGAACAAAUUGGUGAUAUCUUAAAACUAUUUUCACCGUCGUCGUCGCCGUACUCUUCACACGCAUCUAACGCCUCGACCACCAGCUCGCGGGGCUGCUCGACCAGCAGCAGCUCCGACAGCAACAGCAGCGUCACUUCGCCGAAAACCUCACAACCGUCAUCUCCGCAUAGGACAAACUUAGAAACAAUGCCACACACGAGCAUAGGUCCAAGGACCACUACUUUACCGAGAACGAGUCAAAACAGUGAUUCUGCUCCACCUAAAGCACCGACGCAAGCUUCUUCCAGUAGACAGGGGCCCACUGGGUCCCAAACCUCACUUAAAGACACGGACUUAGCUAGGCCUAUGGGCUCAGACUCCUCAGGGAGGAACACCCCAUCUCCCACCGGUAGUUCCGGUUCCGGUGUUAGAUUUAAGGGCGGUAGGUCUAAACGGCAGGUUCGGCCCGUGGAUGUUGAGGCUGCGAAAGACGAUGACACAGUGCCUGUGAAGGAUCGAGAUUUAGAUAUAUUAUAACAGAUUUGGAUACAUUGUUACAGAUUGGAAAUAUAUGUGAUAUAUUAAAAAUACAUUGGAUAUAUAUGUUUGUCACUCAGUUACUGUCUUCGUAUGAAAGAACUUAAACAUGACCUCAUUGAUUUCUGAUAUCGUGGCAUUUAUAGAUCUAUUCAUAUCAACGAUUCAUGCUUUCUAUGUGACCACAAUGGUGAACUCUCAUACGCAAGUGGUAACUUUAGAAGAUAAUUGUUAACAUCAACAAUUCAUAAGAACAUAAUGUUUGGUAGUAAUAUUCGGCUAAUUAUUAAUUCCGCUAAACGUCUGUGAGGGUUCACCUAGGAGGGACUUUGAACAUUGUAAGGAUAUCAUGCGAAAUCUGUUUCCCUUUUUUCAUUAAUUUAUGUGCUUUGUUCAGAGUUGUUACUACGCGAUGCCUUUUUCAACAAAAAACAGCCGCGACAGAUGCAUCAUCAAAACGUACAUGUAAAGCAUAUCCCGGCGCUGUGACUUUGGUAUCUUUGAGGUUUUUUUAUAUAAGAAUAUCUUCUCAAUGCUGAUGCUUUUUAGUAAAACUAUGAUUAUUUGGUUUUGAGGCGAAGCACUAUAAUAAACAAUGGUUAUGCCCUUGACAAGUGUGAAAAUGUCAGUUUGAUAUAUAGCAGCAUGCAGUUAAAAUUGAAAUUGUCUGUGAUAAUUUUAAAUAGUAUUGAAAAUAUUCCGAAACAUUGCCCGGUGUGUCCUGUAAGAGUAAUAUUAAUGUUCUCGGACAUGUUUCUGACUCUCCUCUGAUACUGCAUCGAAUAUCAGAUAGUUCGAAAUAUUUAAUAGCGGCAUUGGGAAUACCUACGCUGGAAUACUUUUGAAUACUCUGGAAUCUCCAGACUCUCAAUCAACAAGCGUUUAUCAUGCACCCCAAUGAGCGGUAAUCACCAGACAUUAUUUAUUAGACCUUACCCCGCGACCGGAUAGUGUUUAUCUUCCUCUCCACGAAACGGAAAAUGGGUGUCGGUGGUUGCCAUGGUGAUAGGAGUUCUGUUGAUCAGCGUUUUUGCUUCUCCAUCAAUGUAUACGUAAUUAGUACUUAGGCAGCCUUAAUUAACUAUCAGUAAUUCUCAUUGCAUGAGGGAGUGAAAUCGGGUACAAGAAAAACGUUCAAGAACGGCGGUCACUUUUACUGAUUAGUCGAGGCCAAGCAUUUGGCACGACUGAUAUGUUUUAGCAGGGAUUGCAGCAUGAGCUAGCAGUUAUAGUUUUAAUAAGAAAAAUGGUAUCACAAGCUACUUGACACUGCUUUAGGGUUGAUCCUCUGUUGUGACAUUAACAGCAUAUUUGAAGCGCUUUGAUAAUGCCAACAGGGGAGCCGCCAUGUUGUCGUUUUAGGACGAUUUUCUUUUGAUGUGAUUGCGAGAAGGUGUUGGUUAUCCAUUACGUGUAUUUGCCCUAGCCAGUUGAUGCCUAUUGACCCCCAUGAAAGCUGUUUUACGGGGUGAAAGUUAUCAAGAUUUGCCCUUAUAACCCUUUGAUAAAACCGGGAAGCAAUGGGGAUUAAGGCCUAUGUGUGAGCAGGCUUUGUUUAAGGACAAUAGACCGUGUAUUGGGUCAGGCCUGAAUUCUUUUUAUUGUAAGGUAAGGGCCCAAUAACGUAAUGGUCAAAUUUUUGUCUCAACAGAUCUGCUGCUAACAAAAGGUACGCCGUUAGCCUAGCAGCUGCAAAAACAACUUUGGUCGCCACUUUAUUGCAACCCUGUCGAAAAUGUCGUCGUCGACACUGUUGGAAACACAAUCUAGAUUAAAUUAUUUAUAUUUUUAACUUGGCGAUAUGAGAAUAUUAAACAUGACAUUUCAUUGCAUCAUCAUCACCAUAAUUUAUCAAAAAAACUUAAUUCGAAUGAAUAUAAUUUUUUACUCCUUUCAUGUUUUUGUCUUUCUUAUAUCACCGUGAUGAUUUUUAUGCACAUUUUUCAAUUGUAAACAAAUCUGCCACAGAGUGUACUUUUCUGACAUCGGAAUGGAAAAGACCGUUGUAAUGACAUGUCCUUACUAUAAAGCCAGAGAUUGUCUGUCUUACGUGAUUUUGCUGCAAUAUUAUGACCAUUGCUUUCAGUUCGGAAAUGAACAUGAAGGGUAAGACCUUGUUUGCAAAUGUCAUAUAUUUCAUGAAUUUCGUAAGAGCCUACAAGUAAUUGGCAUGAAGUUAGGUAAGGCGUUUUAUGCCCUCAGGUAUUCAGUCACCUCAGCUUGGGAAGACAUAAUGCUGGAUAGCUAACUGGCCAUCCAGGGUAAAGUCAUUUUUGCAUGUGCUGACGUGGCCGAUCAAUGAAAUCCCUUUAGAUGGCGUUGCGUUGACAUUAUUCAUCCGAUUUUGAUCUCUGAUAUUUUCAUAUUUUCAAUUCUAUAUAUGUGAGUGUGCGUCUGUAUUUUUAUAGAAAUCUUGUUGAUUUCAAGUUACACGUUUUUAACCCGUUGACUUGACUGUACAAAGACACUUCUGACCUGAUAUGUAAAAUAUGAUAUCUCUAUCGCAUUUUUAUCAUGAACAUAGACUUGACUAUAGUUCAUGCUUCAAUCAAUGGAGAAAAGGGGCCGGAGUUCGCAGUCAAAUUUCGGUUUUUAAAACAGCAUGCAGUAGUGCUCGGAAAACAAAACAUGCCCUUUUUAGGAAUGGUUUGUUCUUCUAUCUCGGAUCUCAAAAGCUUUGUGGAAUAAACUGUGAUAUUGGGCAUUACAAAAGCAGUGGUUUAAUGUUGUAGGCUAUGAUUGUUAUUUGUUCUGUAGGGCAGCCAUCUUUGAUGUUCAAAACAAGAAGGUAACAUUUGGAAUUUGGAGAUUGUUUCAAUGACUCCCCAUCCUUUACUCCAUCAACCACCAAUUAGGGCCUUAUUGCUUUAUUAUUGUUGUUGUAAACACUGCAAAUGUAGGUCAAACGAAUACUAUAAACAUGCAUAUUUCGGAGCGUUUAUCUUUUUAACUAAAAAUUAAUCGACGUAAAAUCUUCUCGAACUUUAGCGCUGCGAACAUUUGCUGGUUUACUGUAGCACGUUGGGUUUUCAAACCAUUCCACGACACACGCUAUGCACCAUACGCGUUAUGUUGUAACGAGCAUGCCACGGGAGGAAGACGAGUUGCUGUCUGAUAACCCCAGAAAAUUUUCACAGUCAAUACUAUAUGUAUAAUUUGAUAUAUAAAAUGUACGGUUACUACAUGUUUACUGCCAUUUUCACCAUCACUGUGUCUGUCAAACCGUAAAGGAGAUAUACAGUAUUUCAACAACAUUUUAACAUAAGCUCUCUGAAAAAAAAAAAUUUAAUAUGCUCUCCAACAAGUUUAACUUCCAUGCUAUCUUACGCCAAAAAGUGGUCGGAGGUUCUUGAUACGUCUUCUUCCCGUGGGUCGCUCUUAAUUUUUUCAAUAUUUUUUAUAAUCUGUGAUUAAAAUUCCAUCCACUCUUUUAUGUACACCAUAUAUGCACUAACAUUUUAAAUGUUAUCCACCGUCAACUCGCAUGUCUUCUCUACAGACACGUGUAUGUACUAAUGUUGCUCUGCUCCUGUAAUGCAUAUUUUGAGGUGAGUGAAUAUUUACCUCUUCGGGCCAAAAUGUGGCCAACCCUGUAUAGUAUUUGGGUACUUUAGGUUGGGUAGUUCCCUUUCUGCUCGCUUCCUUAAUAAAUAUAGUUGUUUUUUCUCUCCAACGAAUGCGUAUUCCAUUUGAACAUGUCACAUUCUCGGUUAGUCUCUUAAAUCCUCAUUUAGAACCGAGAUGUCGCAUCUUCAAGUAACCAGCGAGAUCAAGGUCUACAUUGUAUGAUCAAAUCCUGAGAAUGUACCUGCACCUUGAUUCUAGGUCGGAUUAGCAGAGUAUUUAUGACCAAGUUUAAGAGCAACCUCUCAUUACGUGUACACGCUAGAAUUUAGCAAGAGAUUCUGUUUACCUUGAUGUGGAAUUAAUCGGUUUUGUUAUACAUUCCAAUGUAUAAAAUAAACUGAAUAGUCUCAUUCCCUUGUAUCUCUCGAUACCUACAUUACAAGAGUUUACAUUUCUGUGCCACUGUAAAUACAUUUUUGAUGUUUUUGAAAGUAUUUUAACACACUUUUCCUACAUGUGCACCUGCCAUACAUUUCAAUCGCAGCAGCAGCCACGCGGUAUCGGCGGCCAUGCGCUCAAAUGACUUUUAAUAUCUAUCUGUAUCCUUGUUCUUAAAAAUCACUCACGACUUUGUUAUUAUUCUUUACGUACAUGUACAUUUUAAUACGAUUAUGCCCGUUAAAAACACGAUAUCGAGUACUUUUCUCUUGUUAUCUCAAAAACGAAGUCCCGCACUUUUUCAUCAACAUUGAGUGUAUAAUGCUGGUAGAAAAAAACUCUGAGAAAAAAAAUAUCCGAUGGAAUAUUUUGUGUUAACAUGAGUUUUUGUAAUUAGGCAAUGAUAUUUCUUGAUGUCAACAAUCUUUGCGCCAGCCAACCUCUAUUAGCCCAUAAGGCCAGUUGUCCUGGUUAUCCUUUUAUCGAGUUUCGAUUUUUCCAGAAAGUUGGUGUGUUCUUUCUAAUAGCUAAAAUUGCCAUCAACGUGGUUUCAUAUGCCGAUUCAAUGAAAAGAUGUGUAAAGUUGCAUUUAUCUAACAUAGUCUACCUGUCCUAUACCUACCCACCGUAAUUCCAGGAAGCUCUCGACUAUUAAGUGGGAUGGGACAAUCUGUAUGUUAUCUUAUGUAGCAUACAACAAAUGUAUUGCACACAUUGGCAAAUUUCUAUAAGUGAAUGUACAGUACAUUCAACAUUUCUAUAAGUAAAUGUAUUGUACAUUACAUUUAACAUUUCUAUGUGUAAAUGUACUGAACAUUGUAGCAUGUAAAUGUUCUGUACAUACAUUCAACAAAUGUAAUGUAUAGAGGUUCUUCACGUGACGUCCCGACGUGACAUUUUGGCGGCCACCUGCCAAUGCAUUUCCUUUACGCUGAGACCACGUGUGACAGCCAAUAUGGCUGUGCAAAUCAAUUGGCAACGUCAUCAUGUGACGUCAGUGAAGAACCUCUAUACAUUGCAAAAUUUCUAUAGGUAAAUGUACAAUGCAUGCAACAUUUCUAUGUGUAAAUGUACUGUACAUUUAGCAUUCAGUGUGUAUGUGUACUGAACACUUCAACAUGUAAAUGUACUGUACAUUGCAGCGUUUAGUGUAUGUUUUAUCACUUUACUUAAACUAUAGUAGGCAAAUGUACGCCGUGUACCCUUCUGCUACAUUCUUUUACCCUCAUGAAGCUGUAACUUGUACAGAUUGUGCUCAAUUAUGUACAA